CUUUAGCUAGUUUUUGACAUGCCACUAGAAAACACCUAAACUUUAGCAGAUAUAUUGGAGGUCGUACUCUGAAGUCAUCUCAGUCUCUCAUUCAUCUCUCCCCCUUAACAGUUAUGGAGGUGAAGGAAUCAGAGAUACUUAACAUGCUGCACCUCUCCUCUAUCUCCUUACGCCCUUUACUUUUGAUGUAAAUGCAGCUAAGUUUUCUUUCACUUGUCUAUGGGAAAGAAGGGAGGGUCCUCCUGGUUGACAGCGGUGAAAAGGGCCUUCAGGUCUCCAACCAAGGACAAUGAGAAAAAGAGUAGCAGAAGGAGAGAAGACCAUGAGCUAGAAGAAGAAGAAGAGGAAAAGAAGAGAGAGAAGCGAAGAUGGAUCUUCCGGAAACCUACUACUACUACUACUACUACUACUACUAAUCAUGUUCAAGUUCAAGAAUGUGAAACAAAGAUGAUAUCAAGUACUGCUGUACCCACAAAUCCCAUUUUGGUUGCUGAGCAGAGGCAUGCAAUUGCAGUGGCAGCAGCCACAGCAGCGGCAGCUGAAGCUGCUGUGGCAACAGCCCAAGCAGCUGUGGAGAUUGUCCGUCUCACUAGGCCAUCCAGCUUCUUCAGAGAACACUACGCUGCUGUAGUCAUUCAGACAGCUUUCAGAGGCUACUUGGCAAGGACAGCGCUUCGUGCACUUAAGGGUCUUGUAAAACUUCAAGCUUUGGUAAGAGGACACAAUGUUCGAAAGCAGGCGAAGAUGACACUGAAAUGUAUGCAAGCUCUGGUCCGAGUGCAGUCUCGGGUGCGUGAUCAGCGUGCGAGGCUUUCGCAUGAAGGGAGCAGGAGGUCAAUGUUUGCUGAAACCAACAGCCUAUGGGAGUCUCGAUAUCUUCAGGAAAUCAGACACAGAAAGUCCAUGUCGAGGGAUAGAAGCAGCAUAGCAGAUGAGUGUUGCGGCCACCCCCAUGGGAUUGAGGAGAUUGAAGCAAUGUUCAGAUGUAGGAAGGAAGGUGCAUUAAAACGUGAAAAAGCCCUGGCUUACGCUUUCUCUCAUCAGGUAUGGAGAUCAGGGAGGAACCCAUUUGCAGGAGAUGAAGAAGAUCUAGAGGAAAGAACAAAAUGGCUUCAAAGGUGGAUGGCAACAAAGCGAUGGGAAAGCAGCAGCAGAGCUUCUACUGAUAAAAGAGAUGCUAUAAAGACGGUUGAAAUUGACACUUCUAGGCCUUAUUCUUACUCUGCUAGUAAUGUUCGAAGGUCCUCAGUUUAUCAAAAUCAACACCUCAGACCACCCACCCCACAUUCCACUGCCUCUCCCUUCCACAAAGCGCACCACAACCUCUCUCUCCACCACUCACCUGUCACUCCCUCUCCUUCCAAAACAAGACCCCUGCAAGUCCGUUCAGCAAGCCCUAGAUGCCUAAAAGAAGAAGAAAGCCAUUCCACAGCCCACACCCCGAACCUAGCCUCCAUUCAUUGUUUCAAUGGCAGUAUAUGCCGCCAUGGAGCAAGCACAAAUGGGGAUGUUGCUAGUGCUGUAUUGCCCAACUACAUGGCUGCCACUGAGUCUGCCAAGGCUCGGGUUCGUUCAGAAAGUGCACCGAGACAGAGGCCCUCAACGCCAGAGAGAGAGCGAGGAGGUGGGUCGGCAAGGAAGCGGCUCUCUUACCCAGUCCCUGAGGCGCCAUUGAGUAGCACCAGCACUACUUGUAGUAGUAUGCUCAGCAAGAGCCUGAGAAGCCCCAGCUUCAAAAGUGUUCAUGCCAACGUCUCUUCCUGCUACACUGACAGCCUUGGUGGAGAGAUUUCUCCAACUACAACCAGUACCGAGCAAAGAGGGUGGCUAAGAUGAAUGGGGUGACUCAUGCUGAUGAUAGAUGAUAUUGUCCACUGCAAUGAUGAAUUUAGUUGUUAUGUAUUGUCUAAUUUGAAUAAGAGAUGUAGAAGUAGUUAAAGUUGAAGUUUGGAUAGGAAUGGAUUAAUUAGUACUGAAUUUAUUUUUCCCAGCCUAAAACAGACAUCAACUUUCUGCAGUAGCCCUAGGCAGAUCUUUUCAAACGGAACCAUAACUCAUCUCUUCAUUCCUUGUUCUAAUCUAAGUCCUUUCUGCACCA
Messenger RNA from Vitis riparia (riverbank grape), 2098 nucleotides. Its product is annotated as protein IQ-DOMAIN 1-like. The coding region runs from base 220 to 1836 and encodes 538 amino acids. The transcript has 5 exons. The record is from RefSeq and is a predicted model, not a curated record. Lineage: Eukaryota; Viridiplantae; Streptophyta; Magnoliopsida; Vitales; Vitaceae. Gene Ontology annotation, molecular function: protein binding.